GCGGAGCUCGUGCUUAUUCUGAAACUGCACGCGAACAUGGGCAACUGGAUCAUCAAUCAUGGAUUGAGCGCUUUUAUCGUGGUGGUGUGGAUGGGCAUCAACAUAUUUCUGUUUGUUUACUAUUACAUGUUAUAUGAUUUGGGACCACAAUUUGAAUACACUCGUGAACUUUUAGGGGCCGCAUUGCCCUGGGCCAGAGCACCCGCUGCUGUGCUCAACUUCAACUGCAUGCUCAUUCUGCUGCCAGUAUGCCGCAACCUGCUGUCUCUGCUCCGUGGCUCUUUCAUGUGCUGUGAACGAACUAUGAGGAAACAACUGGACAAAAAUCUGACUUUCCACAAGCUGGUUGCUUAUAUGAUUGCCCUAAUGACAGCCGUUCAUACUAUUGCUCAUUUGCUGAAUGUUGAAAGGUACAGCAACAGUUUAGCGGGUCUAUAUGGACCUCUUGCGGGUAAUCUGUCCAUGCUUGGGGACUCCAGUGAACUGAAUACCACCUACCUAAAUCCCAUUCGGUCUACUUCUACUACUCCAACUCUAUUCGUAUUUACCACUAUAGCGGGUCUCACAGGAGUCGUCAUAACUCUCGCCCUCAUUCUCAUUAUCACUUCAUCUAUGGAAGUCAUCCGCCGAAGUUUCUUUGAAGUCUUUUGGUACACUCACCACCUCUUCAUUAUUUUCUUCGCCGGCUUAGUUUUUCAUGGUGCAGGUCGCAUUGUGCGAAGUCAGCAAGUGACAGACCCGCCUCACAAUAAUUCCUUCUGCGAAGAUCAACCAGAGAACUGGGGAAAAAUUCCUGAAUGUCCAAUUCCUCAGUUUGCAGGAGGGUUUCCUCAGACCUGGAUGUGGGUAAUUGGACCAAUGAUAAUCUACCUUUGUGAACGGAUACUACGUUUCAUUCGCUACAUGCAGCCUGUCAGUUAUAGAAAGAUUGUAAUCCGCCCAUCCAGAGUGUUAGAACUACAGUUGGUAAAGGCUGGUUUCAAGAUGGAGGUAGGCCAGUACGUCUUUCUGAAUUGUCCAGCUAUCUCCCAGCUAGAGUGGCAUCCUUUCACCAUGACAUCAGCCCCCGAAGAAGAUUUCUUUAGUGUGCACAUCCGCUUAGCUGGAGACUGGACUGAAAAGCUCAUCAAGAUGGUUGAAAACUUACCAGAGGGUGCACAAGGACCCAGCAUUAGUGUGGAUGGCCCAUUGGGAACUGCUAGUGAGGACGUGUUUAAAUACGAGGUCAGCAUGCUUGUAGGUGCUGGGAUUGGAGUUACGCCAUUUGCAUCUAUUCUCAAAUCCAUCUGGUACAAGUUUAAAGACUCCAACCCUAAACUGCAAACCAAGAGGAUUUACUUCUACUGGUUGUGUAGAGAGACGCACGCCUUUGAGUGGUUCGCAGAUCUUCUCCAGGUGCUUGAGAAAGAAAUGGAAGAGAGGGGAAUGAAAGACUUCCUUACCUAUAAACUCUACCUAACCGGCUGGGAUCAGAGCCACGCAGAUCAUGCAAUGGUGCACUUUGAUAAGGAUACAGACAUCAUCACAGGUCUAAAACAGAAGACUCUUUACGGCCGACCGAACUGGGAUAAGGAAUUUGAAGAAGUUAGGAAAGAUAACCCCUCGUCAGAGGUCGGAACAUUCUUGUGUGGCCCACAAGCCUUAGCUAAGGACUUGGAUAAGAAAUGUGUCAAAUAUUCUGACGUGGACCCACGGAGGACCAAGUUUUACUUUAACAAAGAGAACUUUUGAAAGAAACAGAAUUCUAAGACUGUUUCAGAUUGUGCACUCACAGCUAUCAACCAUGAUUUGAGACCAAUUUCACCAGCUGACUGGGUUCUCCCUCAAAUCUUCAUAUCUAAACAAUUAUGCUAUUGUGUGACGCGAGCGGCGCGAUGCAACAUGGCGAAAGCAAAAAGAAACUGGACGUUUGUUGCGUCUCUUUGCGCUGCAUCCAGUGGGCACAGAAUUUCUCUUUAUAAUGGGUUAUUGAUGAAUUCGCGCCGCGAGCGUUUUCAAUCCAUUCCCAUGGAAGCUGAGCUCGAUGCGAGCAUUCCUCUUCUCCGCGAGCGCCACGUGAACGUGCGCUGAAGUUCAUAAGAAUGGAUUAAAAACGCUCACCCCGCUCCGCACCAGUACAUUUGGACACAAAAUGUCAGGUGAGACCACUACUAUCAGACAGACAUGUCAGACGAGCAUAAGAGACUUUACCGUCAGACACUGACAGACAGACAGAAAUGUGACAGGGCAGAGAUGACGUUUCAUCUCACGCUGAUAUUUCUUUUAAAAUUUUACUUUAUUUUCAAAAACAUUGAUAGUGAAUUUUUAAUGAUCUAACAGUGUCGAUUUAAUUAUUUACUCAAUCUUAUAGUUUUAUUAACAUAACUUUUCGCUUAAUUAAUCGAGUAACGUGACAGGUUUGAAAAACGAGUACUCGAAAUGACAUAUGAUCAAAAAUGCCCAUCCCUAAAACGGACAAAUUCCACGGCAGAGUCAAGUCCAAUCAUUGUACUCUUAGGUUGGCUUGGAGUUCCUGGUUAGGAAUGAAUCACCAAGGUUCACGGAAAUUACAAUUACACCUGAAUGUAUCGUCUAUAAAAUGCCUCCUUUGCGCAAAUAUGUCCAGUUCUAAAAUAAACGUGGCACAAAGUAAAGGAAGGAAACCAUUUCUUCUGUAUUAGCUGCGACAUUUUUCAGAGCAAUCUAUUGUGUACAGUUGUGCAAUCCUUAAACUUCUUAUCACAUAAGAACAAAAGAAUUGUAUUUCAUGUUUUUCGAAGUCGUUUUGCUUUUGUUUAUGAAGUAUAUAUCAGGGCAGGAAAGAAAACAUCUGCAAUGAUGAAAUGUCCGGUUGUUUAUUUCAAGAUCAAUGUACAUAUUUAUUGUGUGUUUUUCAAUAAACUUGUUUUGUACCA
Molecule: messenger RNA, 2894 nt
Organism: Triplophysa rosa
Lineage: Eukaryota; Metazoa; Chordata; Actinopteri; Cypriniformes; Nemacheilidae
Gene: nox1
Product: NADPH oxidase 1
Exons: 13
Coding region: 37-1731 (564 amino acids)
Biological process (GO): defense response; superoxide anion generation
Cellular component (GO): plasma membrane; NADPH oxidase complex
Molecular function (GO): superoxide-generating NAD(P)H oxidase activity
Source: RefSeq, a predicted model, not a curated record